Messenger RNA from Lethenteron reissneri (Far Eastern brook lamprey), 4272 nucleotides. Its product is annotated as RNA-binding protein 24-A-like. The record is from RefSeq and is a predicted model, not a curated record. Gene Ontology annotation, cellular component: nucleus; cytosol. Gene Ontology annotation, molecular function: mRNA 3'-UTR binding. Lineage: Eukaryota; Metazoa; Chordata; Hyperoartia; Petromyzontiformes; Petromyzontidae.
GAGGCGACGCGCAGAGACAGAGGAGCCGGGCAGGGAGUCAGCGGCGGCGGUAGCAGCAGCAGCAGCGGCGGCGGUGGUAGCGACGGAGAGGGCAGCCAGGGCAGCCAGGGCAGGCAGGACGGCGAAGAGCAGCGAGGGGCAGAGAGGGGCGAGAGGGCAGGUGGGAGAGAGAGAAAGAGACUGAGCCGCGCGCACUGAACGCGGCUCCGAUCGGCGCAGGCAGCGAGUCGGCCACGUGCUCGGGGCAACAACUGACACGGAGAGACGUAGAGAGAGACACAGAUAGAGACACAGAGAGAGAGAGAGACACAGAUAGAGACAGAGAGAGAGAGAGACACAGAUAGAGACACAGAGAGAGAGAGAGAGACACAGAGAGAGAGACACACAGAUAGAGACAGAGAGAGACAGAGACACACACAGACACAGAUAGAGAUAGACCGAGCGAGAGACGUAGAGACUCGUGAUGAUACGUUGAGGUACAGAGGCACGCAGAGACACUGAGAUCUACACGAAUAGAGAUUGUGUGGCGUACAGAGAGGUGAAGAUAUAUAGACAUUGAUAGUGAGAUACAUGCACUCUGAUUCACUAGGACACUGGGUACAUUGAGAUCGACGAAGACGCAUACACGGACACUGGACCUUUGAGAUCUCGAGCUUUAUAGACGGCGAGACACAGAGAGUGACCGAGUAACACGGACACCUAAGACGGGCAGACCACAAUACAGAGAGACACCCUGAGAGAGACAGACGGAGACCCUGGGACACAACGACGACACAGAGAGACACCCUGAGAGAGACAGACGGAGACCCUGGGACACAACGACGACACAGAGAGACACCCUGAGAGAGACAGACGCUUGGGGCACAUUCGGACACCAAACGAAAGAGAUUUAAACAGCGACACCACCACCAUCACCACCACUACCACCACACACUCAGACACCACUACCACACACUCGGACAGGCACCACCACUACCACCACCACCACCGUAGAGCUGCAGAGACAAGGCGCCAGGGCGAGACGGACCCCCUGAGACGCAACAACAACAACGAUAACGACGAGUCUGUCGGGCGGGCGGGCAGAGGGACUCUGACAGGUGUGGGGGCCUAGGCCACUCCUCGUAGCGGGCAGGCGGCAGCAGCAGCAGCAGGGACGGCAAUUAAACAAACAACAACAACGACGACGCCGGUGGUUGUGGUGGUGGGAGACGCGGGGAGCAGCAGGUGGGAGGCGCACGGAGAGAGGGGACAGAGCGGCGGCAGCAGGAGAGACAAAGAGGGGCGAGUGCCGUGCUGGGAGCUCUCGGUGUGCAGGCAGGAGCAGGAGGGGGGCUGCAGGCCAUGCUCAGCAUGCAGAAGGACACCACCUUCACCAAGAUCUUCGUGGGCGGGCUGCCCUACCACACCACGGACGCGUCCCUGCGCGCCUUCUUCGAGGCGUUCGGGGACAUCGACGAGGCCGUGGUCAUCACGGACCGGCAGUCGGGAAAGUCCCGGGGAUACGGAUUCGUAACCAUGGCAGACAGGGCGUCGGCAGAGCGCGCGUGUAAAGACCCCAACCCCAUCAUCGACGGACGCAAAGCCAACGUGAACCUGGCCUACAUCGGGGCCAAGCCCAGGGUCAUCCAGCCAGGCUUUGCGUUUGGUGUUCAGCAAAUUCAGCCGACGUUUAUUCAAAGACCGUAUGGGAUCCCGGCGCAGUACGUCUACCCGCAGGCGCUCAUGCAGCCGGGCAGCCUGCUGCUGCAGGGCCCCAGCCACGCGACCGCCGUCUCGCCGUACCUCGCCGACUACGCGGCGGCGCACGCGGCCGGCGGCGGCGCCGCCGCGUACGUGCAGUACGCCAACGCCUACGAGCAGUACGCUUACCCGGCGGCGGCGGCCGCAGCCGCAGCCGCGGCGGCGGCCUCCGGCUACGUGACGCCGCCCGGCUACGGCUACGCGCACCACUCCGGCAUGGCCGGCGCCGCCAGCCCCCCGGCCGCGCCGCACACGCCCGCCAUCGCGCCCUUCGCGCACUUCCAGCCGCCGCCCCUGCAUGCCGACCGGCUGCAGUGACGGAAAUCUUUCUCGUCGUUGCCCAUCUUCGCUCGCCUGCCCCGCUCCGCGCCGCUCGCCCGCCCGUUCGCUCUUCCCCCCCCGCCCCAUCGAAAGCCGUUAUGGCGCCACCCUUAGCACCGCAGCCAGAGCUGUCUGACUGCAGCCUCUCAGACGGCCGUGGUGGCAAUCUGAGCUGUGGGAGCCGCCCCAGGGUCACGCUAAGCUUAGUCCCGUGCAACUACGGCGUCUUCGGCUCGCACGAAGACGCCGUAGUCGAUGUGAGGUGGCGUAUCCCGUGCUCCCCAUUGUGGCAACACAUGUAGUUGCUGUUCAUCAAUCGGUGUAUUUUUUGCACAAGUUGAUGGAAUUCUGUGUCAGGUGGGGGAAGGGCCUAAAGUGAGCCUGACCUACUUUUUUGAGUAGUUAUUUGAUUAAUUUCCACCAAUUUAUCUGCCAGCAAAGUAAUACGGUAUAGACACAUAUAUAUUUGCCAUUUACACUGUAGUGUAUUGAAUACGGGUAGCAUGAACUAGCUUAGCCCUUCUGUAAAAUGGAUUAAUUUUGAAUUUUGUGGCCCUCUAAGGGUUAUUAGCCUCGGCUGCUUAAAUGGAAGAAAAGGGAAAAAUACAAAAAAAGGAUAGUCUGUGUCUAAAUAUUUAAAACAAAAAAAAUCGCAAAUGAUGAACAUAUACGUUAAUUCCUGCUGCUUAGAAUAUUUACCAAAGCUUGGCUUUAUUUGUUGGCUUUCUUUUUACUAUAUUUGUCUAAAAAAAACAAUAUCAAGGGGAUGGCAAUGUCUAUUUUACAAUACACUGGAAGACAACGUUAAGUGUUACCCGUCGUCAUCAUCGUCGCUCACACUACAUUCGUGAACCGGCACGCUCAACGUUCCCUGCUCCCGGCCCGCCCCGUGUGUUUUCUAAUGGUUCUCUGAAGAGGGCAGAGUUUUCUGUCCACUGUGCCUUACCGCGUGCAUCGUCCGUCGGGGUUAUUUAUUUGUCAGCAGUUACAUUCACGGAACGAACAAUGCGUCUGCCGGCUACGCAGAGCGCUGGGGGAGAGAGAGUCUCGAUUGUCGGUUGCCGUGCGCGAAAUUUAAGCUCUCGGAGCACAAUAUUUGAAGCAAAAAGGUUCUUUAUUAAUACUAUGCUUAUCAUUAAUGUUAUUGUUUUUAAUACCAUUAUUUCACACAAAGCUACAUUUAUAAAUGCCAUUCAUUGCUAGAUUAUUUUAGCGCUGAAUACACUGAUGAUAAUCCUUUCUAUCUUAUUCUCUAGUUUUUAGAAAGAAAACAUUUACAAAGUAAGAACGUUGUCUUUUUGUUAUUUUUUUUCUGUAGUCUAUUUACCGGUGUACACAUGCAAUUUAAAAAAAAAUAACUGGAAUCGUCUUUUCAUAAUUUAAAAUGUGACGGGACAUAUUUCUAAUUUCAAAUAAUUGUCACCAAAGCCUAUAGUUAAACUUCUGAAGCUGUUUACAGUUUUGCUCUGUAUAUACAUGUGUCGUGACUACUGCGUUUAAAAAAAAAAUGUAACUCAAAUGAAUUGGUGAUGUGAUUGCUCGAGUCUCUUGGUGCAGUAACGAUCUGGCCUGUCGCAAGUCCACGGGAGCACUAACCGCAGUUUUAAACUAAAAGGAAAAAAAAACGAGAAAUGUUGGUUUAUUUUUUAAAGAGUAAUUGCAGACAAUUUUUCUUUCUUCAAAAUAUUUAAUUCGCAACCUGAAAUGACCAUGUUCUGCUUUGUACCCUUCCGAUGACGACAAGAGUGGUGGUAUAGAUUUCCGUUGUACCAUACAGCACCGGCAUCGGUGGAGUUUGCUGGCAGCACUGGGGGGUGACGCGAGUGUCUGCCCGGAUGAUUCUAUUUUUCCCGGUACUGGCUGGCCGUCGCCGCGUGUCUGGUCGUGGCACCCCUCCCGCCGCCACUCCAAGAUGUCCUUGCCGACUUGUGACUCGCUGGUUGCAGGCGGUUCAAGCGCUUGAUUGUUAAUUCCUGUUGUGUACGUUGAUAAGCACAACGGGGGGAAACAAUGGUGGGCUGCCUGGAGCGUACGAAGAUGUGUUCAUCAAAUUGUGAUGGAAUGUGUAACAAAUAAUCAGGUAUGACAGUAUUAUACUGUUUUAUUAUUGUUUAUGAUGGCAUUUUUUUUCAAACCACUGCAAUACACUUCAGGAGGGUCAUUGUAUACUAUAAACAUGAUAUAUAUUAAAUUAUAAUGAACAUGCUAUAA